Coccomyxa subellipsoidea C-169 is the source of this 297-nucleotide messenger RNA. RefSeq lists its product as hypothetical. The record is from RefSeq and is a predicted model, not a curated record. NCBI's taxonomy places the organism in Eukaryota, Viridiplantae, Chlorophyta, Trebouxiophyceae, Coccomyxaceae. Gene Ontology annotation, biological process: negative regulation of apoptotic process; protein stabilization. The transcript has 3 exons. The annotation marks the transcript as partial.
ACACGUGAGGCUGCAGAACAAUCAAGGGCCUUGAAUACGUUGACAGAUCAUGUGGAGGAAAAAGAGCUAGACACAUCCAAAGUCAACAAUGCAAUGGCUCAGAUCAAAGCCUCUCAGACGGCCACCCGGGAAGCUCAGAGGUCGUUCCCAUGCAGAGACAAGGACCUGGCUGCUUUCAAGGUGAAUGCUGCUGAUGUGCAGCUGAUUGUUGCUGAGAUUGAGGUGGAUCAGAAGCAAGCAGACCGCAGACUGCGAGAACACAAGGGAAAUGUUGUGGAGGCCUUGAAGUCAUACCUU